This is a messenger RNA of Eriocheir sinensis (Chinese mitten crab), 2012 nucleotides long. RefSeq lists its product as uncharacterized. The transcript has a single exon. The record is from RefSeq and is a predicted model, not a curated record. Gene Ontology annotation, biological process: DNA integration. NCBI's taxonomy places the organism in Eukaryota, Metazoa, Arthropoda, Malacostraca, Decapoda, Varunidae. Bases 88 to 1680 code for a protein of 530 amino acids. Gene Ontology annotation, molecular function: nucleic acid binding.
CACGGCAGCGGUCAUCUACGACUUGUCCAGUGUGGCUCUCGGUUCCUUACCGAUGCUGAAACCCGUUACGCCACCAUCGAGCUGGAAAUGCUCGCCGCCGUCUGGGCGAUGGCCAAGUGCAGGUUUUACUUGGUGGGACUACAAAACUUCACUCUGAUGACCGAUCACCGUCCCCUGAUACCCAUACUGAAUAACUACUCACUGGAUGCCGUGGAAAACCCUCGCCUCCAGCGUCUUAAGGAGAAGAUCUCGCCUUACCUCUUUACGGCAGUGUGGCGUGCAGGCAAGACACUUUGCAUUCCUGAUGCUUUGUCUCGUGCCCCAGUCAGCCACCCUACGCCUGAAGACGAGGUACUGUGCACUGAAGCGGCAGUCUCCCUUAGGACCGUAGUAACCGUGAGGGCCGUCACAGCGACAGAGGAAGACGAUGAAAAGACCCUCGAGGAAAUCCGUGCAGCAGCAAGAGCUGACCCGGCAUAUGUUCGUCUGCUCAACUGUGUGACUUCAGGGUUUCCUGCAAACCGCUAUGACCUUCACAACUCCUUGCUCCCAUAUUGGAAAAUACGGGACGAACUCUACGCCGACGGUGAUCUCGUCCUCUAUGGCGUGAGAGCUGUGGUUCCUGCCGCCCUACGUCGUCGUACCCUGACCCGCUUACAUGACAGUCACCGGGGCGCUGAGGCAACUAAGCGACGGGCGAGUCAAACUGUCUUCUGGCCGGGAAUCAACUCUGACAUAGCAAACACAGUUCAAGCCUGUGAGCAGUGCCAGAUUCUCCAGCCUAGCCAGCAGAAGGAACCUCUGCUGAAUGACGACAACCCUACUAGACCCUUUGAAUCUGUGUCGGCCGACUUUUUUGUCGUAGCAGGGAAGUCCUUCUUGGUCGUCGUCGACAGACUCUCAGGUUGGCCCGUUGUCGUCCCUUGUCAUGGUGAUACCACAUCUGCCACUACCAUCCGGAUCUUCUGCCGCUACUUCCGAGAGGUUGGUGUUCCCCUUCGCCUGCGCACCGACGGAGGACCCCAGUUUACCAGCCAAGAGUUCCGGCACUUCAUGGACCGAUGGGGAGUCCGGCAUGUAGUCACCUCCCCGCACUACCCACAGUCUAAUGGUCAUGCCGAGGCCGCAGUGAAGACCGUCAAACAUCUCAUAAUGAAGGUAGCGCCCUCCGGCAAUAUUGACUGUGAAGAGUUCGACCGAGGUUUAUUGGAACUUCGCAACACUCCCAACUUCACCGGACGCUCACCGGCCCAGAUCCUCUUCGGACGUCCACUAAGGUCUUGUGUCCCUGCCCACCCGCACUCCUUCUCCGAGGACUGGCAGGCCAAGGCUGAAGACUGCAACCGCCGUGCAGCUGCCCGUGCCAAGGAUUCUACAGCUCGGUACGACCAGCAUGCCCACCCUCUUCCUAGGCUGAAGAUUGGCCAGCACGUCAGGAUCCAGGACCCGACAUCCCACCGCUGGGACAAGGUCGGGGUCAUUAUGGGCAUCGGCAGGUUGAGGACCUAUGAAGUGCGUCUCCCUAGUGGCCGGGUGUAUUGGCGGAAUCGUCGCUUCCUCCGCCCUGUGCAGUAUCCCAGUGAAGAGUCCCUUCCCCAGCGUGAGUCCGACGGUGAUGACCCGCCUGCUGAGCCCCGUCGAUCUGCAAGACUCCAGCGCAAGCAGUCCGCUCGAGAUUGAAACUACGAGCGUGAAGGGGGGAGGGAGAUGUAUGAUGGGAAUUUGUAUAUCCAUAGAUGUAUACAUACUGUAAGAUAGGAUAUGCAGCGACGUCUGGCAACUCAGCCAGAGUCUGCCCAUCUCAGUUGGCGCCCGGCUAUCCUCACUGACGGAGAGGAGCCGUGUCUCUGUAUUCCCUGUACCGUAUUUUGUAGCAAUAAGGACCUACUACUAUACCUGGAUCUUUCACUCAUCCCUGAUGUACUCCUGAAAGACUACGGAACUACACAACACAUGCACCAAAUUUUUCUUCACCAACGUUGUAGUGCGAGAAUGGAAUAAGCUCCCACCAU